AAUUUAAAAGGCGGCAGAGCGAGACACUGGCGGGUAUUGAGCGCCUCUGCACAAAUCCCGGCGCGGAGGGGGCCGAAGCGGAGAGGCGGCUUCGCCGGGGAAGGAGACAUGCUGGCGGCGGCGGCGGCGGCGCUGCUGCUUCUAUGCCAGGUAGGCGAGGAGCACGUGCGCCUGUCUGGGCCGAGCCCCCUCCUGCCAAGUCCGUGGGCACUCCCCACCACUUUUAAAGACUGCAAAGCAUCUCCUCCAGAAGUAGAGAGUUGUCUUUGCCCUUGAAUUGGAAACGGGGGGGAAAGGUGGAAAUCCCCGGGGAUGCUCCUUGCAGAGGGAGGAGGGGGCGAGUGCAGAAGGGGAGCCCGGCGGCCCCUCCCGGCCGGCGCUUCUCCGGAGUUUGGCGGGACGGGGCGGCUGCAGGCAGGCGCUCGGCGUGUCCUCCGCUGUGGGCGGGCGGCUGCUUGGAGGGCGCGCCGGGAGAGGAGCAGCCGGCUCGGCCCGGGAGCCCAAGGCGGCCCAAGGCACGCCGCGCCUGCUCUGCAAGAAGCCCGCGAGGUUCUUGGGCGCGAUCAUGCCGGAUCUCUCUUUUGGGAAAUCUUCGUCUCCGGAAAAGUUGAGAUGGAGGCGGUGGGGGAGGAGGCGUGAGUCACGCACUGAACCGCCGGGUGUUUAUUUUGGUUGAACUCGCAGCAGCCUUCCCUGGUGACGGACGCGUCAAAGAUUCCCUGCUCGGCUGCUCCGAUUUCCUGGUUGCCUUUAACCUGGAGCAGGUGGGGCUGAAUCAGGGCGCCUCGGUCCAGCGGGGCGGGGGCGAUGGGGAUGCUGCCGGUGCCUGCCUUGCUCUUUGACUGCUUAAUAAGAGCCGGUCUGCUGGCUGGCCAAGGGACCCCCGCCUGCCCCGGAUAAGCGGAUCAACAAGCGAACUUCAUCCUCCCAAGUCUCCCAGCCUUUCUGGAGCACGUGCGCUGCCGUCGGAUCGACUUCUCUAAACAAGAAGUCCGGCUUGUGGAAUGAGUUAUCCCGGGAGAUAUAGGGCCGCUCGUCGCUUGAGAGAGCCAUGAGUUGAUACAAUCCAGUUGCCGGCUGUCCCGUAUAGUCCAAACACCACGCUUUUAAGAAGCUUGGCAUGUGUCAAGGGAGAGAGUACAGAUCCUUCAUUCUUUGGCAGCAUAUCCCUUACUCCCUACUGUGCAACAUUGGUGAUGCUGUUAGGGUUUCUGGGUGCAGAAUGGGUAGCAACACAAUGGUAGGAGCAGUGCUGGGCAGCUGGUGGUUUAAAUUUUCCAGAGCGACUUUAUGUCAGAAGAACUAUGGGAAAUUUAAAUGGCAGCUAGCGUUGGAGCCAAGUCUUAGGGGCUGAGGUCUUUCCCCCCCUCCAAUAAAAUAUCUGAGGGGGUGCCCCCCAGUUAAUGGGCACUACCAUCCAAAUGGUGUGCGCUCGCUGUGUCUUGUGAUUGAUUAUGCUGGGUGGGGCUUACCUGCCCCCCCCUCAAUAUUUUAUUCAAGUUGGCACCCCUGGCAGCUAGAGCCUACCAUCUAGUGUGCUGCUUGAAGCACUGAACUGAUAUCCGCCCCCCCAAGUGGGAGGAAGGUAGGUGUCAGCAGUGGGUCUUGCCACAGAUUCCUGCAUUGCAAGGGGUUGGGGUCCCCUCCAACUUUGAUUCUAGGGUGCUGGGCCCCCAGCAGCGGGCCAAAGAUGCCAGGUGCUGGCACCAGUGCUGUGUAUAACUGAAGUAACAUCACUUACUGUUUUGGGCCGUGUUUCCCCACUGCGCAGUUUCCCCACUGUUUGAAAGCAGCUUUGGAACUGUGAAUGGAAUCUGAACGUGCCUUGUGCAAGGCACCCAUCUCCAGGGUGGGGGUGCAAGGACAGAAAUGGACCCUUGAAUCAUGAGGAACACAUGUUGGCUGAGGAGGAACCCCACCUCACUUUUUUAUUUACAAAGUCAAGGUCUGAGCACAUCCUGCCAAGCAAAAGAUUGCCACACAAUGGGAAUUGGCUGUUGACUAUUUCUCUAGUUGAUUGCCCAUGUUUCUCUGUCAAAAACAAAACUCCUGGGAGGAUUUCAUCAUGUUUGUACCACAGACAGACAACAUGUAGCUCAGAUUAUGCAACUUGUCCCGCUGUUAAGAUCCUUUUCCUAAUAGUUAAUCAAACUCUUAUCUUGACAUAACUUGUGUUCCCAUAGGCAAUGAGUAAGCAACUGUUCUCUGUCUUUUUGAAACAGAACAGCUAUUGACUGUAGAGAAUAAGGAAUAAUUCAGCUGUGCACUUUUUAUGUAGUAUUACAAGCUUAUGCAACUUCUGUGCUCCUUUUUUCACCUUUGCCUGUAGAAUGCCGCUGUGUAAAUCAAGUUUGCACUCUGCAGUAUCAGCCGAAGCUAAUCCAAUAAAAGCUAUUGCCUUAAUUUCCUUCUUUUUCUACCUUUGGGGAGCCUGAGUAAUGGAUUCUAAGUAGCACUAAGCCUUUAUGACAGGAUGGGAUAUAACCCUAGUGUUUUAGUUAGGAUUAUCUGAGAUACGGCGCACCUGCUAACGCAAGCGCAGAGCAGUAGUUUAGUGCAAUGAUGAUGGAAAGUGCAAAUAUUUGAGUAAUGAGUAAGCUUACACGUUCAGCUCAGAACCAGUGUGCUGAUGUUCUAUUUGACUCCCUCGUAAAACUAUUUUCUUUGCAGUUCUUCCUCUUCUCUUCUGUGUGAAGUACAGAAACUCUUGGAAACCUCAGUAGCCUGAGUAAGGGCUGUGGUUCCUGGUUCCUAACACACUCUGAGGGACAAAUUCAUCGAUGAUGAAUGCAAAGGAAGCUCAGGCAUGCUGCCACAUCAGCACCCCUUUGUGUGGUGCACAUGGAAUUGCUGUGCUUUUUUCCACAUGUGAUACUCCUCUCCACAUACCCCUCCCUUUUCUGUAGGAAAACUUUAUAUAGGGACCAGCAGUUUUGCUUUGUUUAAAUUCUGUGAUAAUGUGUGGUGCCGUUCUCCUUUCAGAAGCUAGUGCAUAACGUAUUUUGUGUGUGUUUUGGGGUGGGGGGAACAUGAUCAAAAGGAGAUUGUACUGCUAAGCAAUAGCUGUAAGGGAUUGUUGGUAGAGCAUUCUGAAAGAGGCUGAGAAAGAGUGUUUUCAAGAAAGCUGCAUGAAUAAUUAAGAGCAGGUAUUAUUAAACUAUAACUCCCCUGAGCCUCAGCAUUAGUAUUCCACAUGUCAAUAUUGGUAUAUUCUGUGCCUGGUGGUCAGCUAAGAGACAUUGGAUUGAGGUUAUAGUGAUGUGUUCUAGGUGCUCAUUAAUUAAUAAAAUAAAAUAAGUUUAAAUAGUUAUUAAAUGUAUAUACCUCUGUUCAUUUGGGGAUCACCAGGCCGUUUACAGUAUAUCAUGCUCUUUGAUGCUUAUAUAUCCUUUGUCAUUCUGCGAAUCUUCAGAAAAUGUGACAGACAGCAGGACAGAAUAUGAUGUUUGAAUAAUUGGAUCAGUACAGUGGUUUGAUAAGGUUCUUCUUUCUUACCAUGUGUUUAAUGCAGCCCAGCUUAUUUCUGACUGCUGUAUUCUGUUACAAGUCUAACCUAAUGGUUAGCAGCUUUAGGACAUACUCACAAAGCGGUCAGUUUAGAGCAAAAUGCAGUUGUACAUCUGUCUAUAAAGGUGGCAAGCCUUUGAUCAUUGGUAAUGUCUGUUCUAUGAUCAAGGCAUAUUCUAGCAUGAUGUUUAAGGAGAGAUUGUUCUUAAGACACAGCACGUCAGUAUUUGUUUUAAAAUCUGAAACAUUUCUCAUGUUUUGAUAGAAGCUCAAGCUGCCUGGACCCCUAGAUAUGUAAAUACUUUUAAUAAAGCAAACAUAGUUGGAUAAACUAGCCUUGAAGGGCAUUCUGUAGAAUACAUAGUUGCCACCACCCUAGCUGCAUCUGGUUUGGCUUCCUGUGACACACUUUACAUGGAGUUGCCUUUGAAGAAUGUAAGCAAACUUCUGAUGGUGCAGAGGGCAGCAGUUGGAGGUUUUGCUAGAGCUAGUUCUUUUGAAGCAUGUGACUCCAUUACUGUUUGUAUCCAUUGCUGGCUCCAGCCUUUUUCCAGACCUGUUUAAGGCCUUUAUCGUCUGUGGCUCAUAACCAGGAUUCUUACAGGUUCACUUCUUCCUACCUAAACUUGCCCAUCUAGUUAGUUGAUUGGGAGCAGAGCCUUCUCCAUAUCUCCUGCCGUAAGAAGCUGGGCUGUUGGUGAUUCCAACAAGGGGCUUCUUCCAACAUCAUGGAACUUCCUGCCUAAGGAAGUCCGCUUGGCUCCUUCACUGACUGCAUUCAGACACCACCUAAAUACCAUUUAAAAUUUCUGCAAGCCUGUGGCCUCACUGCCAGAUUUGUCUUCUGUCCUUUGGGUUUUUCUCCUUCAAAUAGUUUUAUUUGCUGUGGUGUUGUUAUUAGUUGUUGUUUUCAAGUUGCUGCUGUUGAUCCUUGUAUCUCAUGGUAGUCGAAAGGCUCAUGAGCUGGACAAGUGGGCUGUACAUGCUUUAAAUAAAAUAAAUAAAUGACAGGCAAGGGCCAGAAAUCUGAAUAGCCUCUAUGAUGCAAUAAGUAGCGGGAUGCAGCUGUCUACCAUGUUAAGACAACACCUUCAUGAGAGCCUGGAAGCUUCCACUUAAAGGACAAGUUGCUGCUGCCGUGCUUGUGGGCAGAAACAAGAGGUGUGAGUGCUGUUUUCCAGCAGCUAGAGAUUAGGACCUCAUUCUUGCCCCAUCCUCCCUUUCUGCCUCAUUGACUCCACUUCUCCUGUGCCGGUGAUUCAUGCAAGAAUUCCUCAUUUUCUUCUUGCUUAUCCAGCCUGUUCUCUGCCAAAUUUCUAAAUCAGCAAAAUUUCAAAUCUUCUUCCCAGAAUCAAGUAUGCACUUUCCUACAGCUAUUGCUCAAUUGUCGUCUCUGGUUGCUGCAUUUGAGUUUUUAAUUUUGAAUUAAAUGCUGCAGCCCCUCAUUGUAGACAUUUACACAAAGCCUGCUUAUCAGCAGUAUUUUAAGGUAUUUUUCACACAUGAGGUACCUAUAAUGCACCUCAGAUUUUGGCUAGAAGCUCCCAUUUUAUUUACAUUUGCUGUUUUAAAUAUUGUGAUGAUGGGCAUAAAUCGCAUAAAUAGCACAGUGCAGAGCUCUUUUCUGGAGUAUUGUAUGUUAACAGUCUUAAGUGCCUGUGGUUUCUCUUACUAUUGCAAAAAUUUCUUAUAUACAAGCAAAGUGAAGCUAAUUUUUUCUUGGUUUUUCAAUGCCCGAGUAAACAAUAUAAUCUCGUAGGUUGCUUAACUUUUGACCACUGCUAUAAUGCAAGUUACAAAAUUCAGGCUUCCUUACGUAAACUUCUAAUUUGAAAGAUGAAGAGAUUGUCAAAUGGCUGGAAGGCUCAGUUUCCUUCCUUGAUGGUAUCUGUUUCACUGCCAUGUAGCUCUGCUGGGGCUGAAUGUAGUAUGUUUCAUGCACUGCAUUACUCUUGAUUGAAUCUUGUCUGUGGGUCUAAUCAGUUGACCCAUUUGGAUCAGUGAGGCUUUCCUCAUAGCUGAACUCAACCUGAGUUCUUCUGAAGCAGGGUUGAAAAAACACUUGUACAGUUUCCAAAGGGGAAGGCACAUUAAGGCUGUAGUUGCAAAAACUAUGAUGAUUCUUAUGGCACCUUCAAGACUAGGGAUGGGGAAGGGGAUUGAAUUCAUGUCUCAUUUGAAGCUGAAUUUAUCACAUUCGCUUUUUUCAAAACUAUAUGCAAACCAAAAGAGAGAUAUCUGUCAAAUUUCAUACUCAUCCAAAUUUUGCUAUGCAGUUUGCCAACUAAACAAUGCUUACAAAAAAUGCAUGCAUUCGGGGAAAGUGUGCAUAAUUUUUUCUAAACUUUAUUUAUUUGGUUUUUCAAAUUAAAAUUAAAAAAUUGUGCAUAAAAAUUAAUAUUUUGGCAAAAAUAGCACACAGCAAUGCAUUAUAUUAGGGGAAACAGCUUGCAAAAAUGUGUAUAUUAGUGAAAACUGCACAUAAAAAUGUGCUUAUUAGGAGAAAUUCACACCAAAAUGCUGCUGAAUUUUCAUGAGGAUUUUAAAAAAAAAAGUAAUUCUCAUAUUGCUGCAAAAUGUCACGGAGAACGGAAUUUUAGUUCAGAAAGAUGAGAAUCUAAGAGAACUGAAUUUGACAGAUGUGUCCAUCCCUAUGCAAGCCUUAACCAAUUUAUUAGGGUAUAAGGCUUUUGUGGAAUGGAUUCAUUUCAUUAGAUGCAAUAAAGCAUUGUUCUCAAUUGGUAAGCAUGUGUACAUGAAUAUAUAGAGUGUGUGUACAGUACCUGAGUAUAUGGUGGGCAUGUACACGAGUGUAGGAGGGAAAUUGUAAGCAUUGGGGUCAAAAGGCAAUGAAAUUAUUGCUUUGCAGCUGCCUUUAUUGAAACUGCAGUAGAUGAGAUCCAAGUAUACUCAUAUUGCUUUGAAGGAAAACAUGUACAUAAUGUGGCUUUGAGAUGGUUUGUAGGCACCCCAUCUCAUUGGCAUGUAUUUUCAUUACAUGAGGCUUAAUUUGAGGCUGGGGAAAAAAAUCUCUAAGCAGCAAGGCUGUGAAGACUUGGACACCUUGGUAAGGAACCAAAUUCUUGGCUCUGUGGAACUGCCCAAGGAAUUGCUAUGUGUUCUUUAUUCCUCCUCAUCCUUUCUGCUAGUUCCUAGGAGGUCCUUUGAACUUGUGGCACCGUUGGUGUCUCUUCUCCUACCCAAAUAGGAAUCUGUUCCUGCUUUAAGUCUGAAAAUAUUUAUUUUAACAUUUUGCCAGUCUGAAUAUGAGAAAAGGCAGGCCCUGGGAAAAUAAGGAACGGAAUAGAAGGAACGCAACUCAAAUAGCAUUUUUUUGUUUUGUUUGGGGAGGCAGAGCGCGAGGACUGGAAUAUGUUCUUCAGCAAGCAGGUGCCAGGUCCGCAGGCACUCCAUAAAAAACCAUCUCUUAAUGCCUGUGUUGUGGCUGCAUUCUGGUCGUAAAAGCAUUUCCCACAAGGAGACUGAGCACAGAGGAGAAGCAGCUCCUUCGGUGAGAUAUGGCAUUGACCUUCCUUGCUCUGGAAACAAUCUCUGCUCCAGCUGUUUAUAGUCAGAAUCACCUGCUCUGGGUUGACUUGAACAAGCCGUGGGGUUAAUCAUGCAAACUUCAAUGAACCCCAGGCCUGUUUUUGCAUGCAGCGCUCUGGUGAUUUAUGGUGUGAUCUAGCAGCUUAGAAAGCUGCCAAGCCCAUGACAUCCCCACUGGAUUGUAGUGAGGCCUGCAGCAGAAUCUGGAGUUAUGUGUGGCAGUUUCUAAAAAUGGAAUGUUCACGUUCCAAAAGUUCACUUAAAAGUUGAAAUAUAGAAAUUUGUUGAGCUAUGUAGAGUUCAUGGGAGGUAGUAGCUCAUCUCCUCCCUAUUGUGCUAUGAUGAGAGUUUCUGUAAUGAUACUGCUAACAAGUUAAUGUAUAUCAGUGAACAUGCAUGCUGGAUUUUAACUUCCUAUCCAAAUAAAACCUGAAGUUUUCAGUUAAUUUGAACUUCAAAGGCCAAAAUGGUUUUAAGGCCAAAACAACUUUCACUGCUGCGAUGUUGUCAUAGCUGCCAUCUAAGGAUCAGAAGCUGCUGCUUCAUUAUGCCUUAAUUAUUCCUCUGUGCCACAUUUUGAGAACCAGCAGAGACCAAAGCUUGAGUGUUCCAGUUCGUGAGAACCUCUUCCUUGCUCCUCCUCUUGGAGCAGUAAACCAAGUACAAACCUUGACUUCCACUUUUGGUUUGUUUGUACUGAAACAAAGCACAAGUGCUGCUUCACACAUAAUGCUAAGUGAGUGCUGGGGGCUGUUGUUUUCCUCCUGGGGUGGGACAGGGAGGAGAAGGGUGGACCCAGCUGAACAGCAUGAACCAGCACACUGAUCAUUCACAGGAAUCCAUAGCUUGUGACUUACUGUUACACACAAACCAAGCAUCUUCCUUCCCUUCCCACUUUUUAAUCAGGACUGGCUCCAAAGCAACUAUAACCUGUUACAAAGUUAACUUAUAAGGUGUUGAGGAUACAUGAUUGUGUGUUUAUAUAUACACACACACGAAAUGUGAACAUUUGACAUGGGCUGCUGUUUGAGAAACAGAAAUCGGAAAUCCAUUGGGCACAAAGAACUACUUUCUCAAUUCUUUGGAUCCUGGCCUGGCCCUCACCUCCCUCUAAAGCAGGGACUGGCCCUCUGGAUGUUGUUGGAUUACAACUCCCAUCAGCCCUAACCAUUGGUCACACUGUUUUUGGCUGAAGGGAGUUGGGAGUCCAGUGACACCUGGAGGGCCCCCAGGUUUCUCCACUCAUCAGCAGUAGAUCCAGGACACCAAGGCGCAUGCUGGAAGAACUUAAAAUCCUUGAAAUGGAAGGAAUGAUGCUGCAGUGGACUCCCAUUUUCAGUGGAUGAAUUUUCCCAUCUGAAUCACUUACCUUCCGCUGGUUGCAUCCUUCCUACAGUACCUUCAUAUUGACACCUUCCAUUUUAUCCAAAACCUAACUUUUCUAUGAUGUCUUUGGCUUAACCCCAAGUACAUGUAACUGCAUUCGCCCAUAUUCAUCAUCUGCUGUGAACUGUGCUUCGCCCCUUCAUCCCACUAAAUCCCAUCUCAUGUUUCCUCUCCCUCUUGAAGCAUUCAGAUCAUAAACUCCUUGGGGCAGGUAUUUGUCUGUCUGUCUCUGCCCCCCCUUUCUCUUUCUUUCUUAUUGGCUUUUACUUGAUGAAGAUACAAAGAGCAGGAAGAGGAAAACAAGCCAAUUGUCAUUCUGGUCUUCCAUCGUGUUGCAUAAUGAAGUUUCAUAAUAGCCAGGUGAAGUGGUUGCUGCAGAAGACAGUUCAGGGAAGAGUAGAGAAGCCAAAUGGCAGUUUUACCCAGCCAAGCUGAUGGAGGGAACUUCAGGGUUACCCUGAAAAGGCAAUUUUAGAAAGCUGAACUUUUAUUAUUUAUAAAGCACAUAAUACUUUAACCCCACUGUUUCACCUCUCCUCAGCUGCAGUCAAGUGUGCUGUGUUACUGGGUGCAUUGAUAGUGCUGUACAAACAAAUUGGCCAACUCUGUUCUACUACAUAUUUGUAGCAGGACCAUCCUUGCUUGCCUUAUACCAGUCAAUGAAUGGUUGUGGACAAAGCUGCAAUCCUGUGCACAUGUUCUCCAAAGUAAGUCCUACUAAACUUAAUAGGCGUUAUUUCUCAUUCACACAUGGAAGACACUGCCUGACAAUGCAUUCAUCAAGUGACAGUUAUGCAGGUAUGCAGUGACCUUUGGUUGUGAUCUGUGUCUUACACAAUUAUUUCCAUUUUCAUAUGGAACGCAGGGGAAACAUGACAUAAAAUACCCAUUCAGAUUAAAUUUGGUGCAUCUCUGUGGGGGUACCUCAUCUUUAACCCUGGCUGGUUUGAGAGCAGUUGUGGACAUUGGUGGAUGUCCUGGGAAAGGGUAUCCCAAGGUUUUGCAGCAGUAAGUCAGACUGACCACCUCUAUCAGGGACGGGGAACCUGUGGCCCUCCAGAUCUUGCCAGAAUACAGCUCCAGUAAUUCUUGACCAUUGGUCAUUCUUCUGGGAGUUGACAUAAAAUAACAUCUGGAGAGACACAGGUUCCUCAUCCCUGCUCUGUAACUUUUUGCAUGCAUGCAUACCAUACAAAGUGAACUUCAGUGACAAAACAUUAAAUGAUGAAGUUCAGCUUUCCAUAUGCAUGCUUGAAACUUAACCGUGAAGAUGUCAGGACCCAUUUGUGAUUGGGGGUAAUCUGUUACCCAGCUACCCUUCCGCUUCACCUGUGUUUCCCAUGAACUUUGAUAUGGUAAACACAGCUAGAGGUGGGCAAACAUCUCAACAAAUGAAACAUAAAGGGCUAUUGGGAGAGAAAGUGUGUCCUUGCAAUUUCCAGAGGCUGUCUGCAAGACCACUCUCAAUUGCCACCCUGUCCAUGUGACGCACCAGUAAGUGAGAACAUUUAUAACUGGCCUUGUUUGUUCUGUUUAGCCAUGCUGUGUAUCAACACAGGACUGUUUGUGUUACGAGUGUAGCAGACAAGAUCAGCCUACAGAGGGACAUGAGCCAAUAAUUUAAUGCUGAACCCAACUCCUUUUACUUUUUUAAAAAAAGAUCCUUUAUACCAUCCUCAAAGCAGGAUCUGAUCAUCUGGCAGCCAUGAAACCAGUUGUCAUCUCAGCUUCUCUGUGAGGCUAAACUGAUGUGCCAUUUGCAGAAGUGGAUAACUGGGACCAAAAAAGGCCAAAAUGAUGCCCAAAACAUUUGGCAGAUGAUUGGAAUGAUAAAGUCAACACUGAGCAGUUUUUAGCUUUGUGGGUGGCUUCAGGGAGAGCUGAAACCUUUGCCAUGAAACUUUCAUAAAACCCCAAAUAUUAUUAUUUAGUCCCAUCAGUAAGUAGUAGUAAUUGAUUUAUGGGCGCUGGUUAAUAAUUCCUAUUAACAAUAAGCCCGAUGUGGUUUUAGGAGAUUCACAAACUGGCUCUGGAAAUACUGUAAUGCUGGAUUGUAGAAAUUGUAUUAAGUUCAUUUAUGGGAGCAAAGUAAGGCAGCCCUUUACAAAUUAUGUAACUUUCAAUCCUGCUGUAGAGAUGAGCCUUGCCUCUUUUCUUAGUUCACCAUUUUUGUAUGAUCUUGCCAACCUGCUGCCCUCCAGAUGUGUCAGACAGACUACAACUCCCAUCAGCCUCAACCAACAGGGUGGUAGCUGAGGCUGAUGGGGAAUUCAGUUCAAAACAUCUGGAGGGCAUGAGAUGGGUGAAAAGUACCCAGUUCCUCCUGUUUGCAAAUGAUCUUUGUUUCUAAUCUAUUCUUUCUUUGGAGAUUGUGAAGAGGGAACCUGCUGGCUAUGGUCAAAGAAGACACACACACACACACACACACACACACACACACACACAGAGGCAUUAAACUUCUCUGGCAGGGAUAUAAAUAGCUGGAAUUACAGACCAGAAAAUUGCCAUGGGGGAAAAUGCAUUAGUUACCACGUGAUCACAAAAAGGCCCAUUAGUAUUGUGUGUCUGUCUGUGUCUGGGAUCCAAAGUGUAUUCUUCGACUAGGAGCAAAAGGUCAUGCUCUUAAGUUCAGUCAGAAAAAAGUAAUAAAAUGUGGAACCCUCUGUCAUAGUCUCUUCAAAGCGUCUUACAGUGGAGACUUUGAACACUGUGUUUUCCUCCUGUCUUUGCUAUAACGGCGUGCAUGUCAUAUAUGACUUUUCUGUUGGCAUAAAAAACCACAGUCCCUAUCCCAAGCUUGCAACUGAACUAGCUUUGCCCUGUUAAUGCUAGUACUCAAAUGACCGGAGGGUUGGCUAUGGCUUUUUCCAAAGAAGAUGCUCUCUGUGGGUGCUCCUCCUCAGUAGGCUCAGAGCUGCUGUUGUGUCCUGGAAUGCAAUCCUGAACCCUGAAAAGCAGGUUUUUGGAAUGGCUCUCAAACAAGUCUGCUCCAACCCAGAGCUCCCCUAUCUAGCCAGUGGUUUGUUUGGACUUGGCAGGGGAAAAGUUAUGUUGGACCAUCCCAUGGGAACUGCUCUAUAUUUUAUCUCUUUAGAUAUCUGUUUCUAUAUUGUACACACAAAUGGUACCAAACUGUUCUUCCUUAGAGAAGAAACAUUUAGAGAGAUGCACUUCAGACACCCAAGGAUUGCAUUCCUUAUAUUAAAAUUAUAAAUGGCAAUUUUGGUACUAAGAGGAGAUACAGAUACAGGAGCCACAGGAUGGUAAAGACGACAUGACUACCUACAACUUGUACUAUAUGCUUUAAAGAAUAUUGCAUUUCUCUGUCCAGUAGAGGGGUCUUCAAAGUGGAGAGAAAUGAACUUUCAGUGCCAGAGACUUAAAUUUUUUGGGGGGUUACAUGUCCUCCAAAUACAAGGUAAUUUUUCUUAGUUUGGCUUCUGUUGACUCUCUACCUAGUGCACACCCUUAAAAGUACCGUAACCUUCAGUUUUGCUAAUAUAAAUACUUUCAUUUUUAUCUUGUCUGGAUGUCAGAAAGCUGAAGUCAUCCUUGUGUUUUGACGAGGAGACAUAACCAAAGUAACUGCUAAAUUUUAUAUCUUCAAAAAUGGGGAAACAGCAUUUUUGCUUCUUUGUCUUAGUAGCCUUGGGUACAUCUUGCAAAUCUGUCUUUCCCCUAGUAAAGCUAAUCCAAUUAUGACUGCAUAACUCCUCCUGCACUCCAUUUUAAGACUGUUACAAACUGCAGACUUUGGGACGACAACAUGCCCAGCCUUUUCUCUCUCCAGCCCCCCCCCCAACAUUCAUAGAGCAUGAUUAAAAGAGAUCUGGAGAAUUUGAAAGCUUGCUUACUGUGUCAUGACUCUAUGACACACUGUGGCUUUGGGAUUAUUCCUUUUGCUAUGUGCCUUUUGGGAACCUGAGAAAAAGUCUUCUGGUUUCUGGGUCUUGCUUCUCCUAGCUGUGAAAUGCUAGACCAGGCAUAGGCAAACUUCAGCCCUCCUGAUGUUUGGGACUGCAAUUCCCAUCACCCCUAGCUAACAGGACCAGUGGUCAGGGAUGAUGGGAAUUGUAGUCCCAAACAUCUGGAGGGCCGGAGUUUGCCUAUGCCUGCGCUAGACACUAGUAUUUCUCUUCUUUCCUUGUGUGGGAUUGCCUACUGGAAAUGCUUGAGUGCUAGAGUAAAGGCUGCACUUUUUGGUAGGGGCUUUUGGGAUCCACGGCAGCUGUGCUUUCCAAACUCCCCCCCCCCCCCCCGCAUGAACCACUUAAAAAUUGUGCAGAGUCUUACUGAGUUUUCUGCCUGUUGUAGCAGCUGCAUUAGAUGCUAUAUGAUUUUUAAUUAUAUUUUUAUUCUAUAGAAUUCAGGCUAAUACAAUAAAAUGCAAAAUAAGAGACAAAAGAAGCAAUUUAAAAACAAUUCAAAAUCAAAAUGAAUACAGGCAACUCUCAAUUUGCCUGCGUUUGCAUGUGCAACUGUGUAUGCACAUGCUGUCUUUGGCACUGAAAGAGAGUGGAUCGAGGCGGAAUGCGGUAGGCUUACGCCUGCUCCGCUGACAUACACACACAGAACGUAAGGGGGUUUCCUGUAUUUAAUGCGAUGGAUGUGCAGUCUCCCAUCUGCAACCACAAAUCCACAGACACGCUGUUGACACCUGAAUGAUCCCUGUUGUUCGCAGACCACAGUUUGGGAACCUCUGUACUGCACUUUAUUUAUAAGAUUUUAGUCUUUGCUAAAGUAAAUGUUUCCCAGAACUGCUUCUUGCCUUGAUACCCUGUCUGCUAUAAAUAAUCGUGUGCACUAAUCCUUGCAGGUCCCCCUUAUUCUGUGACCCUGAGAAGAGACUCUGGGGUUGUGUCAGUUCCUGUGAUACCUUAUGCUGAACUGCACCUGUCCAUCAAAUAUGAUUGUAUAUAUACAUAUUUUUUCCUUGCAUAGCAGUAAUAUUCACGUAGGAAUGCAACCUUGCAUGAAGUGACCGUAAGUAAACUGAACUUCCUGAAUUGGUGACCUGAAUAUGCAAAUGCUGGGUUGGCAUUUUAUAAUUCCAAGGAACAUAAACUCCGUAACAUGUGGGGUUUUAGAUUUCUGCUUUAGAUAAGUUCACAUUUCAGUUCCUUUUUCUAGUUGCUAUUGAAACGUUUCUCCUUACUCUUAUCAUUACCCUCCCCUUUUCCUUCCUUGCUUGCAUGAAAUAAUAAAACCCCGACUGGCUCAGAAGGUAACUUAAGCCAAACAGGCAUUAAAUGGACUAAUUUCCUGUAAUAUUUUCAUCCUAGUAACAAGGCUCUGAAAGACAAUUUUCUCCUUUUCUUCACCAAGGCAGGCUCACAGGAUUACCAAAAAAGUCAUACAGAAUAGGGCUUACUGCCAACUGUUUGGAUGAGGUCUGACUCCCGGUGUUCUUACCACACCUGCUUUGCAUGCAGAAGGUCUCAUGUUCUAUCCCCAGAAUCUUCAGGUAGGGCUGAAACCACGGAGAACCAUGACCUGCCAGCAUAGACAAUACUUGACUUGCUAUGAGGCAACUUCCUACGUUCCUUACAUGUGUGGGGUUGUAGAGGUGUGGCUUGGGAAGAGAAAUCCACAGCCAGAGGAAUCCCUUCUCUAGAUUAAUUUCCAGCAUUUUCUGCUUGAAACCUCUUCAGAGCAAAGUGUUGCUUGCAUCAAUAGGCAUUCCCCACUGUACAUCUGGCUCAAAGGCUUGCAUGCCGCUGGCUGGCAGCAGAGGAGAAAAUGUCAAUAAUUGCCUUUGACAGCGUGACCACGCAUGGUCACAAGGGUUUGCGAUGCCGCUGUCUUCAGCCUGACCUUCCUGAAGCCUAUUGCAUUUUUCAGAUUCUUGACACCAUGGAGUGAUGUUAAGCUGAGAAAGUCUCUGUCUCUGUCUAGAGCUGGGGCUAUGGGGGGUGGGGUGGGGGGGCAGAGCCUGAAAUUCUUCAGAUCAUCUGCCCUCCAAUUUCUGGUUAGCCUGAGUGUGAGAUCAGACACUGAAGCUGACCUCUUUUUAUCUAUGACCUUGGUGACUUGGAAUUGUAUCCUCUAACUUUCUAGCAAGUGUGCAUGGAGCCUGGGGCUGAAGGGGGCGGGGAACGGUGGAUAUGGAUUUGGAAAGCUUCUUUUCAGUAAGUUAUGUAUUAUUAACAAGUGUGGAGGCAUUGAGAAGAUCCCCAUUAAACCAUUAGAAGGUCCUAGGCUGACCUUGCGAACCUCAUGCUCUCCAUUAAGCCUGUGAUGAGAAUUAGGCAAGGGCAGCCCAUUCAUGAGGCAAGGUGAGGCAACUACAUCAGGUGGCAAGAUCCACGGGGGCAGCAGAUUCAGCCUCCAAAGAAUGCAUUGCCCACCACAGUGAUGGAUGCAGUGUGCUCUUUGGAGGCCAGAUCUGCCACCUCCUUGGCAACCCCCCCCAUGCCACUUCUACAGUGGGCUGUCGGAGAAUAGGAGGUGCUCCUCUCAACCCUAGGGAGGAAAUGCCAAGGGUUGCCCUCUGGGGUUGCUUGGGGUCUGCACCCACCUGGCGUGAUUCAGAGCAGGCCCCUUCCUCCCGCAAUGGCCUUUGAUUCCUACUUCAGCCAUCUGGUAAGUAGAUGUUCACUCGCCCCCUUCUUCCCUGGUGGGCUGGGAGUGGUACCAUUUUGUGGUUUGCCUCAGAUGCCAAAAUGUCUUGGGCCAGCCCUGUAAUUAGGGUGGGGCAUGUAUGCAGUCUGGUGCUCCUUGGAGGAAAGGAGGAAUAAAAAUGUACUAAGGCCACAUUCACACUAUACAUUUUACUACCAUAAUACUGUACCACGUUAAGCAGUCAUGCCCCCCCCCAAGAAUUCUGGGAGCUGUGGUUUGUUAAGGGUUCUGAGAGUUGUUAGGAAACCCCUAUUCCCCCCCCACCCAGUGGUUUAACAGCAGUCGUUCUUCCCAGGGAACUCUGCAGCGUAGCUCUAUGAGGGGAAUAGGCAUCUAGCAACUAAAUAAAAAUAACAAAUAAUAAUAGCUGUGACAGCCCAAGGCCCAGUGGAGCCAAAAAAAAUCACCCUUGCAAAUUCACCCAUCUGCAGUGCAGACCACAUGUAUCAGUCGUCUGCUGGCCAUGAGUCUGAUGUGUCACUGAUCUGUACAUUUGGUAGGAAGUUGGAGUAAAGGAAAUGUCAUUUUCCCUCCCCGCUUUCUCAAGUAACCUCUCAGGAUACAAAUUUAUGACAAUACCUUUUGAAGUGCUUUGAUCUUGCAAUUGGGCCCAGAUUUUUAAAGUGGGUUGAAGCAAUCUAGACUUGAAAGCAAACAUCUUCACAGUGGGCACGGAGCGGAACGACAGAAGGCCUCUCCUCCUCGAAUUCCUCUUGAAACAAAUAGAGCUUGCAUGCGCCAGCUCUGCUUCUCUGGACAGCUUCUUGAUCCUUAUCUUGGAAACUGGAAGUAUUUGGUGCAAACUUAGAUGCUGCUCAUUUAUUGGUGUUUUAGGAAAAACAAAAGCCUCUUGCACAAAACGAAAUCAUCUUCCAGCAUCGUGUGGGGAAUUUGUGGGCGAAGCUCCCCCAAUGGCAUUUUUGGGGGCACACUGAGAGUUCUCUCGUGACAGGUUUGUGUUACUUAAAUACAGAUUGCAGCUAAGCAAGGGAUGGAUCGGGAUGUCCCAGAGAUAUGUAACUGGUCCAGGCUGGGACUUUCCAGGAAGAUGCAGAGGCCCUGAACUUGGCACUGCUUAGAAGGGAGGAAAAACGCCUUUGGGCAUUGCUGCAUAAUACAUGACCCAACUCCUUGAAAUGUGGGCCCUUUCCCCCUAAAUGAAGAAGGGGUGGGGAGGGGGUCAAGAUAUAUUGUCAGCUCCUUUUCAGCGCUGCUGUUUUCUGUUACUGGAUACAGAAAGGGGCUGAGGGAGGGGAGCGAAGCCACCUGUUGGAUUUUGACACUUGGCGGGGGGAGGCCAUUGCCCUUUUCAACAGUGUCUGCCUGUCCUCUUUUUCUCCCUGCCUGUCUCCCUCGCUGCUUCCCUCCCGUCUCUCAGGGUUCUGUUUACAACCAUCCCAUUGUGGUUCUUGGGCUGGAAGCAGCUGGGUGGACUGUUUCAGGCUCAAGUGUAAUUUCAGCUUCUUCAAAAGCCUUUAGAGGCCACCCCCCCUCCUCCCGCAAUCCCGGCCCGCUCUCCCCUCUGAAGAGGACAGCCACGCCAACAAGGGGAUAAUUUGAUGGAUUACUCUGCAGGGCUGAGAGGCUCUUGGCUAAUCCCUUUUGUGUGUCUGUUGGACUAGACGCUGAGCAGAAGCCCUAGCCUCAGGCAGAGAAAAGGCUGCUCAGCAGGGUGGGUUUUACACACUGACAUAUAAAUGCAAGGACUCUGGUCAUGUGGUGCAGGGCUUUAAUCCCUGCCCACUACCAUGGCCUAGAGGUUAAAGGGGGGGCACCUGUUUGGGGCUGCUUUAUGUUUUUCCCACUUGGUUUGAUUUACAUUUUUAUUCUUCUGUUAAUAAUAACUUGGAGAAGCAGGAGGGGGGAAGCAGACAAGAUGUUGGAGCUAUGGGCAUAGGCCGAGGGUGGGGCCCCCGCCUGUCUUGAUGCCAGUGUGUCUGGAAACUCUGGCUGCUCAUUUGACCAAACCUUACGGGCGCCGAGUUGUUAGCAGAUCUCCGUUUCCUGCACAGAGUUGCAGUUCCCAGAGUAGCAGAACAACCAGUCCCAGGGAAUGGGUCAGCACCCUUCACAAACUACAGUUCCCAGGAUCCUUUGCAGGGGGUCAUGACUCUUUAAUAUGGGAUGGUGUUGCUUUAAAUGUAUGGUGCCAAUGGGGAUUAAGACUAUACAGUAAAAAUGAAUGGAUAGCCAAUUUCGGACUUUAUGCCUAAAGCACACACUCUCUCCUGCUUUGCUUAAUAUUUGUCCUGAUGAGGUUUUGGUGGAGUUGAAAGCUUUGUGGCAUUUUGGUUGGUCAUUAAUUCAUAGUAAAGGGACUUUGGAGGGUUAAAAAAAAAAGCAGUGGUUUAACCCUUAGCCAUGCAUUCUGACAUAGGCCAUCUCUUUCUCUGCGUAGUUUAUUUGGUGGGUUUCUUUCUGAGAAAAGCUUAUUUAUUUGGCAUGCAAAGGAGUGACAAAUAUCCCCCCAGGAGAUGACAUCAUUGUCCCCGAUGUAAAAUACGUGGUGGAACUGUGUCCCUCCCUGUCCCUGCUACCAUUACAUCACUGUUCUCAUCACCCUUGUGUCCUGCACUUUUUCCGCAGAAUUCAAUUUGGCAUGUGUAUGAGGUGAUUUUAUUUUAUCCCCACAGGUUAGGCUGAGAAAUGGAGACUUCGAGGCCACCCAGCGAGCUUUGUGGCUGUUAGGGCUCUGUGCCAUACACACUCUGCCCACUUGGUCCCCACGUUUUGUGGCUACUCUUGAGACAUGACCCUGUUCUGUGGCAUAGCUUCUAGUACCUUUUACGAAAGAAGUCUAAGUUUCAGAAAAGGCGGGCUGCCAUGUGAACCCUUACUGGUACCAUAAUCUGUUAUUUUUGCCUCUGAUUUUCUGGAGGGUCUUGUUUAUUUACCAUCACGUUAGUACCAGACCCCCUGACCUGUUUUAUCUCCUCCUGCUGUGGUCAUCUUUAAUGCUUUUGAUGAGGUAUGCUGUGGAAAAAUGAGGUGGUAGCCAGAUCUUUCUCUCCCUCCCUUUUUUUUCAGUGCCCCCACUCAUAAAUCCUCAUUCACUCCUGUUUGAGUAGCUUCAAAAUGUUCCAUCCAAUGCUUGCCUUAAUUUUAAUCGUUCAAUUUUAUUUAUAACUCUUGUUUUGAAACAGAAAUAGUUUUCAAAUGGCUGUUACUGGCACACCCCACCUCCUUUCUGGUGAACGUAGGUUGCUGAAAAUCAAAAUGGAAUCUCAGUGCUAUAAAUGACCAUUUUUUAUUUUGGAAAGUCAAAACAAUUGACAGGUGGGUGUUGUUGUUGGUUGUCUUUUGGCAAAGAUGUUAAGAUUUACUGCACAAUACGGUUUAUGUUUACACAGAGGAAAGACCCACUGUGUCAAAUGGCAUUUGUUUCCUAGCUAAGUAUGGGGAAAACCGCAGCCUUAGAGUUUGUACGCAUGGUGUGCAAAUGUGUGCUCAGAGCUGGAUGCAGGUGUCAUUUGGGGUUGCCAUACAUGUGAUACCAUCCCCAUAGCAUCCCUGCCUCGCAAUAUUUGCCAAUCUAAAAUCUCAAUCUAAAGCUCAUUCUCCUGGAACAGUUAUAAUCCAUUUUGUGCCAAGAAUGUACUUCUCAAGUGCUUGCUGCAUACACAGAGAGCACUUUCAGAUCACCUCCUAUUGGAACAGGCCACACCAGGGGUUUUCAACCUUUUUGAGUCCACAGCUCCCUUGACCAACUACAUUCUUUCUGCGGCACUCCUGUGGGCCUCAGGAGCCCAGUUAUGUCACCCCUUGCCUGCAGAGCUGGCAGCCUCUCACCCUUUUUCGAACACCCUCCCUUGUGGAGUGUUCCCUCAGCUUCUUCUCCCCUGUCCUUGGGAGUCCUCUGGGCAGCCACUGCUGUUGCCCCUGCCCCAAAGAGAGGUACCUCCUCACACUGCCCCACAAGGGCCUGAGAUUUGUCUGUCCAUUUCCAACAGCAAGGGCUGGCAGACUGGCUGGCCGGGCUCCCUCGCCCGUUUCCUUGCUGACCCCAAGGCCGCCUUAGCUUCUGGUAACUAGCACCCCCUGGCCAACCCUAGAGGCACAAUUUGCCUGGGGAGCUUGUAGCCAGGGCUGCUACAACAAACAGCUGUGCAAGCCUUUGGGAGACAGAUGUGAGAGGGCAUCAUAGGAAGGGAGGGAAGGAAAGGGGGACAGAGGCCAGUGUUGCCCAUGGCAUCCCUGAUCAUCCUUCAAGGCACCCCAGUGUGCCGUAGCACACUGGUUGAAACCCCAUCACCAUGUUUAACUUGUCCAUGAAUAAAGGCAGAAUAGGAAGCAGCACAUUAACCUGUGACUUUAUACCGUAUACUGUACACUGUAUACACAUCCCCACCUGUAUACACAGAUAGUAGCUGCCACUUUAGAAGACGUUAUUGCGCAAAUGUGUGUACACUUGCAAACUGCUUUGUAAAAAAGCACACUGUGAAACAGUGACCCCUGUGCAUUUUAAGGCCCACAUGUGUACAGAACAUGAAGUUAAAUUCUCACGGAAGAACUGAGAAAUGCCUCCAUUUGGCAACCGAAUGCUGAUUUGUAAAUCUUAGAGAGGAGACUCUACAUUUCCAGAUUGUGAGGUUUCUUGGUUCUUUGCAUUUGAACCCAGGGAAGCUUCUAUAUUCAAACCUAUGUUUCUGCCUUCCUCUUUGGAUAAUAAGGGAUUUCCAGCAGCAUGUCAUUAGCCUUGCUGCCUGGUAUAGGGCCAGUAAUGUAAUCGAGGCCUCAGCUCACCGGAAACCUGGAGCUAAUUCAGGGAGAUGAAAUGAAAUAAAUUACAACUGUGCUUCCAUCCCUUCCCUGCUACAGAACACAUUUUAGGAAGUGGGGGUGGGGAAGGGGGUCAGGUGAGUUCCAUUCCAACAUACAACAUAGCCAGAAUUACACCAUGGUGUAUUUCAUAUUCAGCCAGUUGGUUCCAGAUUUUCUGGUACAUUGGCCUUAAAUGUAAACAAAAUGCUCUGCACGCGAGCCAUAUUCUAGUCAAGAGCGACAGUCUGGGCUAGAGAUCAGGGACAAGGCUGGGGGAAAAUUGAAUUCCAGGCCAGAGACUGGAAAGGAAAGAGACUGACCACAUAACAACUGCCCCCCCCCCAUUCAUGAUUGAGAUCCAGCAUGUAUAAGCUUAUUGGACUGUUACCCAAAUAAAGGAGUACUAGUCAAUUAAUUACAUGUGUUCUAGUUGGCUUUUAAAUCUAUAUAUAACAGUGAACUUUUGAAUGGGAAAGGAGCAUGUUUUUACAUGAUGAAUGCAUGUAUUGUGGCAGGCACCGAGUGAGGUGUGAAUGUGUCCGUGAAGAGAGAGAGAGAGAGAGAGAGAAGAAAGAAUGCCUCUGUUAAGAUUGUAUUAAACCACCCUUCUCUCUUUCUUUUUUUGGGGUAAAUUAUUCCACCAACUAUAAUUAACUAUUUUAAAAAGAAACCAGUCACAGUAUAAUGCCCCUCGUUCAGCCUUUGCCAACCUGGUACCCUCCAGAUGUUUUGGACUACAACUCCCAUCAGCCCUGAGCCAGCUGGCUGAGGCUAAUGGGAGUUGCAGUGCAAAACAUUUGGAAGGUUGGCAAACGCUGCACUAGUAGUAGAUCAGUAGCUGAGGGAACCUGUGUGAGCAUUGGAGAGUAUGAGGAGAAGAGAGGUGGGCAGGAGAGGAUUUGCUGCAGUGCCCAUUUGCUUUUGGGCCAUUACCUGCCACCCCAUUGGCUCCAGUUUUCUGUCCUUCACAGGUAUGGCCUUUGUGCCCUCCUGCUUUCCAUGUGGGGAGGGCAGAUUUGGAUUAUGGCUCGCAUUUUUUAAAUCUAUCUUUUUUAAAAAAGAAAACUAUGCGUAGUUGCCAAGUCACACAAUUUCACACAUUUAUGUCCUGCAAUGUUUUAUUUUAAUUUUAAAAACCAAAUUUGGUCCAAUUUCGUACUCGUAAAAAUACCCGAAAGAGAUGCCAGAAUUUAAUUUAACACAGCUGCCCUGAGGGAAUUGCUGUACUUUGCGCUGGGAUAUAUGUUUCAGAAUUUGCACUGAUGCCCUGCCUUUACUCCAUUAAUAUUGGUUCAGAUAUUGCCUAGUUGUGGAGUACAGUCUUCAUAAAAGUGUUACUAACAGGCAGCUUGUUUGGACUAAUGAUAAAACCACGGUUUAUCAUGACCGGAGACAAGCCACAGUGAGCUGCGCUCCAGGUUCAACCUUUAGCAUCUCCAGGUAAGCAUAGUUAAGAUUAAUUGCUUUAGGGCUUGGGCACUUAGGCCUGGUUAGCACACAAUGCUAAGCCAAACUAUAAGAGACCCCUGACCAUUAGGUCCAGUCGUGACCGACUCUGGGGUUGCGGCGCUCAUCUCGCUUUAUUGGCCAAGGGAGCCGGCAUACAGCUUCCGGGUCAUGUGGCCAGCAUGACUAAGCCGCUUCUGGCAAACCAGAGAAGCACAUGGAAGCAUCGUUUACCUUCCCGCCAGAGCGGUACCUAUUUAUCUACUUGCACUUUGACAUGCUUUCGAACUGCUAGGUUGGCAGGAGCAGGGACCGAGCAACAGGAGCUCACCCCGUCACAGAGAUUGUAACCACUGACCUUCUGAUCCGGCAAGCCCUAGGCUCUGUGGCUUAACCCACAGCGCCACCCGCAUCCCUAAGCCAAACUAUGCCUUAGCAUGAAUGAGCAAAUGUGCUGGUGCACAAUAAUAAUAAAAAAGCCACUGCUUUGCCCCUCUUCUGCUGUUCCCUUGUUACUGAGAGAACUUGAGCUCGUGGAUUGUUUCAUGCCAAACAAACCAUGGACUGUAGCCAAAGCUUGUUCUUAGUUUACAAUUCAUGAUUUAUUUGGGGGGAGACAAACCAUGAGCCUGCCUGGGUUCAUGCACAUUACUAAGCCAAACCAUGGCUUAGCUCCCAGUAGCAUGGCAGCAGUGGGAGGCAGGGAACUUCAUGGCUGAGUGGGGAUUCGAACCCUGCUCUUCCAGGUCCUAGUCCAACACUCUAACCAUUACGCCACCCAGCAAUCUUUGAUCACUGGGCAUGCUUUGUAUACAUUGGACUAUUUUAGGUGUGUCAUUCCUCUGCCCCCCCAUAUUUUUUCUGAAGACUUUCCUUGUGUGUAGAUGGUGCCAUUUGGGGUACAUGAUGAUGAUGAUUUGGGGUACACUCACCUCUGAACUUCAGAUAUAGAGUGAAGGUUCAUGAAUCCCAUUAUUGUGAGCCACCUUGAAGAGACUGCAAAGUGAAAAAGCAGCAUACAGAUACUUUAAAAAGUUCCAGUUCUCAACAGAGGCUGUAAAUGAUAAAGGAAUUAAGUGCAUAUUUGAUGUUACAAUACAGUUGGAUACUAGCACAGUGUUAAAUCCUAUUCUUUUUCGGUGAGAGUAACUCCUCUUGGAAGGAUUUUCUGAAUUUUGAAUGAUUUUGUCCCUGCCCAAUAACAUUUUCUUAAAAAACACUUGUGACUGGAAGCUGGAAAGUUGUGUGUGUGUGUGUGUAUCUAAAUGGGGAAGUGUUUUAUCUGGGCUUGGCAGCUGCUGUAGAAUCCUAUCUUUUUUGCUCUGUCACUGUUGUCCAGCUUGCACAUCCAUGAAGAAAAAGAGCUGUUUUCCACGACUUUGCAGAGCAAAAUAGGAGGAGAGUUGUCCUGAAACUGCAGGAAUGCUAAACAUCCAGGCUUGUUUGAUUGCCUGGCCAUUAUCAGAACUGUGCUGUCCUCCCAAGCUGUGCUUUUAAACCUUCCCUUUGUCUAGCUUUCCCCCUUUAAAUCAAGUUGAGGCCCAGCCCACUUACCUGGUUUCCAGGUGAGGAAGUUCUGAUGAGUUGUUCUGUUGUUUCUUGGGGGGAAAUGUAGUUCAUUUUUCAUCAGGUAGGGCUUGUGUAUACUGUACUGUGUAUACCUUUUUCAGGAGAAAGCAGACCCGUCUCAGCUCUCUGCCUGAUCUGUUUAGACACCAGUGACUAUACUGCAUUCAUGAAAGGCAGUUGCUUAUUUUUUUAUUAAUAAAACUGCAUAUUGCAUAAUACAAAUGCAAAGAGCAGAUGGUUUAUAGAUGUAUUCAUAAUUCACAGCUUAACAGAAUAUGCAUUUAAGUAGCAAGAUAACAUCUGAUCAUUUUAAUGGAAAUCUUGGAGGGGAUUAAACACACUGGGACAAAUUGCAUCUAUUUACUUAGAGACAGUUUGAGUGUGGAGGUUAGUUUCCAUUGUAUCAUUACAUUUAGCAUCUAUUUAGUAAGCUGGGCUAGUUAGUAUACAGAAUAUCGCGAUACACUCUUUGCCAGGAAUGCUUACAGUCCGUGGAUGAAUACAAGUCAUUUACUGAGUGGCAGCUUGCCACAGGAACCCCUUUCCAGUUGGGUUGGGAUCCAGCUACAGGUCUUCCUGGUUGUCGUCCAACACACUAACCACUACACCACACUGCCUCUCCAAAUAGGAACAUAUACCAAGCCAGACUAGUGGUCCAUUUAGCUCAGCAUUGUCAAUUGUGCAUUGAUUGGCAGUGGCUCUUCAAGGCUUCAGAUAAGGAGAUGCAGCAGAUUGAAUUUGGGAACUUUUGCAUGUCCUUUGCUUACGGGCUACAGUCCUUCCCGGGGGAUAUCUAUUUCUGUGCCUUACAUGCAGACCUUUUUGCCCUUCAUGAUUUCCAAUCCCUUUGCAGUAUCCAUCCAUGUGUCCUUCCAGGUUUCCACACUGCCAAAAUACCCAAAUCCGUCAACCAAGUGUCUUUGAAAAUAAGCAGGUGUGCGCAUGCUGGACUGAACUUUGGUGCAGAAUUUGGCAGAAUGUCUUUGACACGGAGUUUCUGGAGAGGGGCAGGUGGGCAUGUGGCCAGCAAAGGUGUGAACAGGACAACUUCAUUACAGUGAUGGGACCACUGCUUUAUUUUCAGCGUGGUGGGCUCCAAAUGUACCUCUGUGGCUGGGACUCUUCCCCUAUAUAGCAUCUCAUUUGACUGUGUGCCUACAGAUCCGGUCUGCCAGCAAACCUGUUGUGGUGGAGAUCAGUGGUUUAUAAUAUAUGCUUGUUCUCCACAGGGACUAUUAUUUGUAGCCAAACUGGCACCUGCCAAAUGCAGAGUAUCAAAUUAUCCUAACAGUUUCCCUUCUUCCGCCACAGUUUUUCCAUACAACUGAGAAAUAACCUGGGGCAGCUCCACCCCAUUCAUUUAAUGAUGGGGGACAAUGCCCGGGUCAUGCUGCUUGUUCUCCAUGCUAAGUUUGCACCUGAAACUGCAGUAAAAAAGGAGCUUUUCGAAAAUAAGCCGCAGUUGUAUUAGGAACAGCACAACAUUGGUUCUCCCUUGGGUAGUUCUUCCUUUUAGUUCUGUCCUAAUUGAAACGGUCCCAGACCAAAUCCUUAACUUGGCGUAGCAGCCAGAUCUCUUGGCAUCUAUGAAACUUGGAUGAAAACAGGGAUAAGCAGACCAGUUCCUAUAUAGGGGCUUUGAGACAGUGAGUGCUAUACAGUGACAUUGUACUGGGUAAGCUGCUCAUGGAGUGCAUAAGUGUGGCAUAGUUUUUAUUCCAUACUGGUUCUCUGCAGAUGAUCUUGCAUCCCACUUCAGUACCAACUUGUCUGUUCUGAAGACCACGCUCACAGUAACCUGUGCUGUCAAGGCUGGCUUUCCACUUCUGGGGCCCCCACAGUCCCAUCCCAGGUAGGGCUCUUGUGCAUUUUUAACAUCUGUGCGAGAAAUUCAGCAGAAUGAAGCAUUGCUUUCCAUGAAAUGCAGAGAUUUCGUUCACCUGUUGGAUUACUGUCUGUAAUGCUAGUGCAAAACACUGGGAGACUGAGGAGCCCUCUGGACAGGGAAAGCAGGAAAGUUGUCAUUAGCACUGCGAGGCUUUUAAAGAAGGUCCUCUGCUCCGUGGCACAGUGGUAUUUCCAGAAAGAGAAGCACAUAGCACAUUGUAAGUGGAACAUCAAUGUUGCAUCGGGCACUCUCUCUGUAAAACAGGGGUUGGCAGACUUCAGCUUUGUUUUUUUACUAGAACCCCAAGAUCUGCCUACCAAAACGGCAGGAGCAACAGACAUUUCGCUCAGGGUUUCUUGGAGCACAUUCCGAGUUUAGGAAUUGGUUUGCAUUACUAAUUGCUGUUUUUAAAAAGCAAUUUUGUUGGGGAUAUUGUCAAACCAUUGCUGAUCUGGAAACCUUUGAUCUGGAAACCUACUGCAAAUCUACCAGUAGAUCCUGAUCUAUCGCCUGUUCAUGCCUGCAAUAUACAGUAGUUUGCAAUGUGGAUUCUUUGGUGAUGGCAACAGCAAGGGAAAAAAAGGCAGGGAGGGCUCCCAAACCAAAUAGGAUAGGUGUGCUGAGUAUAGGUUAACUCCUCCUCCUUUCUGCAAACUAAUGCACUACCUCUUAGAGUGGUGCACUCUCUGUGUCUGGGUCAGGCUCACUUUGUUGAAGAAGCUUUGUCUGAGGGGAUGAAACCAAUGUGCUGGGAGCUCACCUGUUGCCCCGCAGCCUCAGAAGAGAAUCGGGUGAGUUUGUUCUUCGCGUUAGAGAUAAGUGGUGGUUUUUCAGAAGUUUUUGGAGGCAGGAAUAGCAUGAUCCUGUUGCUUUCUUGACUGUGUGCUGUGUUUUCCUGUUUCAUCCUGUUAAUUCUUCUGAUCUCCCUCCCCCCUCCCCCUCCGUGAAGAGAGAGACAAAUGUUUUGAGAGAAGCAGAAUUUCACAUCCAAAGCUUGACGGUUGUGUGACAUAUAAUUAUUGAAAUAUUGCAGCAGGAAAUUCUACUGGGGACACAUUCCCCCCCACCCCAUAAACUACUAUAGUAGGGGAAAGGAAUUAUGUGGUAGCCAGGAAUUUCUCUCGGUUUCUGCCUGUUAACACAUCCUUGCCUUCAAUGUGUGCCAAUAAAUCCAGGCUAAAGGGUAUGAAUUUAGCCUUGCAUGUGAGAGAGAACAUCAGGAUCCUAGGUUUUGACUUGUCUGGUGUUUAGUAUUGAAGCAAAGCAGAAUAAUAGACUUGUCAUCUAGUCCAACCCUCUGCAAUGCAGGAAACUUUUCCCCAAUGUGGGGCUCGGACCCAGGACCCUGAGAUUAAGAGUCACAUGCUCUACCGACUGAGCUAUGCUAUUGAUCUUGAUGAGGGAACUGCAGAAACUGGAGAGACCUAGAAGAUGGUCUAAUUCAAGCUUUACCAGUUUCCCCAAUAAGUACGGUACUAUAUGAAUCAUUUUGUUACAGUAUCUCAAAUGUGUGUCCUCUAACCAUCCCUGUCAUCUGGGGAACUUGUUAAGAGAACUUAACAGGACUUACUUAAUGUGUAAGAUCAAAAGUUCUCAACACAUCCUUCAUCACAGUCCGUGCUUUCAUCUUUAGUUGAAUCAUAUAGGACUGAUGAAUUCAAAGCGCUUAUGACUGUGUGGGGGAAGUAAUCUCAUACCAGUGCUCCAUCUAACCAUCCUAAUCAACAAUGUAAUGAGCAAAAUGGUGUCCUUUAUAUGUAUGGAGGGGGGUAUGUGGAUGGGUGGGUUCAUUUGCCGACUGAGUAAAUCUUGCAGAUGUGAAGAACUGACCCUUGCCAAGUGGGUCACUACUCAGAAUUAUUAGAAAGUAGUCGGUAGAGCAUGAGACUCUUAAUCUCAGGGGUUUCAGCCCCAUGUUAGGUGAAAGAUUCCUGCAUUCCAGGGGGUUGGGCUAGAUUAUCCCUUUGGUCUCAUCCCUUUGGUCUGUGAUCCCACAAGAAACACAACUUUGGGGUGUAAAUAGUUUUAUCCUUUCCAGCUUUGAAAGCUGGGGAAACCUCCUCUCAUCUGCAUGAUGAUAUCUACCCACAUUCCAGCCCUCUCCCCUCCGCAGUUAGUUAACAGUAAAGAUGGGUUUCCAUAUUCGAGGAAGAAGAAAAACCCAUUGGGAGUCUAUAGCAUCUCCCUUUAGGAGAUGAAGGAUCUUGAGUUGGCUUCCAUCCCCAAAGUGCUGUGCGCUAACUUCCCCCCUGUUUUGCUCUACGUGGCUUGUGCAUCUUCUCCCUCUACCUUGGUCAUGGUUUUCCCCCCUAAGCGUACAAAGGAAAUGUGCUCUUCUGUAGUCUCAUUAAAAACCAUGAAGAUGGGUGAGAGGUGAAUGAAUUGUUUGGAGAAGGGAAGGAUGUCAGGCAUGAAAAUGUCUGUACCAGUUAUGUGUAGAAUGAAGAUGACAGCCCCAUGAACUUCUCAACUCCAAGCAAAGCCUUUAAGGACUAUAAUUGCUUCUCCGGCGAAAGGUUGGUGUGCCUGGGAUACAGUUGUACACACAGGCUUUCUCCAAAGCCACAUAAAUUUCAGGCAGUUAACUACCUAAUAGGAGUUGGCUUCUUCUGGGUUAUUCCUCUGUAUAUACGAUGACCUCAGAAGAAGUUAGAGAGGCGUGGGCCUUGCGGAUUACCUGGAUGCAUCAUGCAGCCGUUUGCCUUGGUUGGCUGUUGGAGAACAUAACUCAGUGACAGGCCUGUCAUCACUUUCCCAGCUGAGAUAGGUAAGUCUUGAUGUGGCAAUGUCUCCGGAGAGUCUGCAGGGAGAACGCCUUGCAAAUGAGAGGUGCCGCCGGCCGGCUCAGUAAAGGCAGAACUCUUCAUAUUUUAACACUUGAAAAAUUCAGGCACCUUUUCCAUUAACUGCUUCCCAAACCCCGAAUGUUUGCGGUGUACGGUAUCUUGGUCCCCCUUUUAAAUUUUGUUUUAGAACAGGCAUAGGCAAACACGGCCCUCCAGAUGUUUUGGGACUACAACUCCCAUGAUCUCUAGCUAACAGAACCAGUGGUCAGGGAUGAUGGGAAUUGUAGUCCCAAAAACAUCUGAAGGACCAAGUUUGCUUAUGCCUGUUUGAGAAGUUUAUCAUUUGACUUUUAAACUGAACAUCACUGUGAUGAGCCCGUGAGGAUACUUCUCCUGAAAGGCUUUUAAAAUACUUUAAUUAAGUCAAUUAAUAAAAUUCGACAUGGGCAGGUUUCAUGAUGAUAACAAAUGCUGGGGAUUGGCCAUUGGUUGAAUUCUCCUGAACAAACCCAUUCAGAUGUCCGUGGUCUGCUCAAGAGAGGGAUACUUCCUAAGUCACAUGGGCUCUGUGUCAUUGUGUGUCCCAUUCUAGGAAAUGGGACUACCUCAAGCUGUCUUGAGAGGGCUGUUUCCUGCCUGUUUUUAAUGGUGUUUCUCACUUAAGAAUUCUAUCCCUUUUAUUAAAUGACCAAAAGAGUCCAGAAAGGAAGAACAAACCUUAAAUUUGGAAGAAUACUGUAUUCCUCUAAAGAAAAGGGAGUAUCUGUGGGCACCAGAUGCGUCUGAUUCAGACGUUGUGGUUAAGUGACCUCAGAAAACCCCCCACUUUUUAGCAUACCCUUUUAGAAGGCUGUAGAAUUUUUAUUUACAUUCUGCCAUAUAAUAAGUCAGACUGUUGGUUCAUCUCGCUCCAUACUGUCUACUCUGACUGGCAGCAGCUCUCCAGGAUUUUGGGCAGGGAUUUCUCCCAGACCUACCUGGAGAUACCAGGGACUGAACCUGAGACCUUCUGCAUGCAAAGCAGAUGUCCUACCACUGAGCUGAAUUCCUUCCACAUCUCCCUAACUCUGGUGGAUUUUGACAUAGAAGCACAAAAACUGUAAAUGUCCUUGAUCUUUACAUGCUGGUUCAGGAACUGGUAGGAUACGUUUGCCCCAGGGUUUUUUUUGGGGGGGGGCAUUUGAGUGCAUGUGAUGCACACUGGAUUUUGGCCUGUACCAGAAGUCUAAACUUGCUCAUUGUGGAAGGUUUGCUGGUUCUUAGUCCCCUUAUUAAGGGAAAACUGCUUUGUGGCCUACAUAUUGUGGGUAUUAGCCUCAGAGCUCCAGCAAAGACAAACACAGUGGCUUAAGGAUAAACUGCGUGCUAAAGAGAUUCAUUAUGAUGGAAUAUUAAACUUCCAGUUUUAUAGCAACAGGUAAGGCAUGUCUUAGAGACAGUAGCGCCACCUACUGUUGUAUUUUGGUGUUUCUCUUAACCUGUUUCUUAGCAAAGGUGGAUUGUGUUUCAGGCACAUGAUGGUUAGGGUUAAAGUUCUCUCUCAAAAGAAGUGUAUGCUUAUUUGUCUGCAUGCUUCUUUGCUCUCUUAUUAUAUACAUGACUGAGCAGUUGCUUGGUAGAGAGGGGAAAUGUUUGAAAGGCAAAUAAAUAGCUCAGUGGCAGUAAUUUGGGCAUCAGAUUAAUCAGUAUAUUAACUACAAUCAGAGUCUAGGGGGUUGGUUUUAUUGGAGGAUAUGGAACAAAACAGCAUCUGUUUCGUCCAGCUACGUGCCCCCAUUUUGACAACCAAUAAGAAGGUAUGGUGUGUUUUCUUUGCCGAGAAGGGCUCAGGAGGAAGCUUUGAGUUUGAAUGGGAGCAGCAAUGGGGACAGUAGGUGUCACAGCUAGUUCCUCAAAGGACUGGGGUGGGCACAGGUUUAUGCAACCAACUUUGCAUAAAAGUUGUAUAUGCUAAUUUAUAUAUGUUUUUCCAGGUUUAGGCCCAAAGCCAUUCUGUAAGCAAAGAAUAGAAAUGUUUUUAAAAGUGUGUGUGUGUCUAGGAUCCAGGGGCCAUCGCAAAAGACCUGAGGCUCAGGUUGUUGGUCAACCCCUUAAAUACACUUCUGCCUUAUUUUUUAUGAAACCCGUUUGGAAGGAGGAGGAAGCCUCAGUUCUUCCCCCCCUGGUUUUGCUAGCAGCACCUUCAGCAAAAAGCAAAAAUUAAACAGAAAAGUCUGCCUCCUUUGCUUCCACAUACAGCGGUACCUCUGGUUGCAAAUGCGAUCCGUUCCGGAGGCCCAUUUGCAACAUGAAAAGAGCACAACCCGAAGUGGCGCAUCUGCGCAUGUGCUGGUUGCGAUUCGCCGCUUCUGCGCAUGCGCGUGAUGUCAUUUUGAGCUUCUGCACAUGUGCGAGUGGCGAAACCUGGAAGUAACCCUUUCCGGUACUUCCGGGUCGCCGCAGGAUGUAACCUGAAAGAACAUAACAUGAAGCAAACAUAACAUGAGGUAUGACUGUAAUUUACUUGUUCAUGGCUCUUAAUGAUCAUUCCCCUCCCACUCAUUUCACUCACUAUCCAGCAUAUACCGCAAUAUUCUAUUUAGCAAUUCCUAAGCAGCACUGCUGUUCUAAUAGUACAGGUAUGUAGUAAUGGCACUUCACAUCUUCCCUCUCCGCAACAAGUUCAUUCUUCAUGAAUGAAAAUGCAGCAGGUUGGAAACUUGCUAAGCUCAAUCCUAUAUGUGUUUCUUCCAUAUCAGACUUAAGGGGCAGUGGCGCUUACCUGAUCUCUGGGUGGUUGUAUUCAGUGCUAUUUUUCUAGAAAAAGAGGUACCGGAACUCAGUACGGAUGUCUCCUUUGUUCUCUUACGAUGGCAAUAGAGCUCACCUGAGUGGUGCCAGAACUGAGUUCUGGCUGGGGGGAAAAAACCUGGUUGCAUUGCUCUUGCCAGAGGGUGGUGAGUUUGGCUUGGUGCAACCAUCCGCAGCUGUGUUUCUUUAAAAGUACCGGUAAGUGCCUGUGAGUUCAGUGGGACUUACUCCGCAACAGGUGCAGAAAGGGUUACAGUAUAUACCCUUGCAGUGCCAUCAUGUCCAUAUUUACUUGGAAGCCUGUCCUACUGACUUUAAUGUUUAUGCAUGUUUGAAACAUAAGAACAGCUCUCCGUGAUCAGCCCAAAGACCUAUCGUUCAGCAUCCUAUUUCCCAUGUUUGCCAACUAGAUGUUUCCUCUUUUAAAACCAAACUAGUGGCCAUCACCUCAUUCCCAGAGCAGUGAAUUCCAUAGAUGAAUCAUACACUGUGUUUAUACUUCCUCUUUUAAGUCCUGAAUUUACUGCCAGUUCACUUCAUUGGAUGACCUCCAGGUCCAAGUAUGAUGAGAGAUAGAGAAAGUCUUCUCUGUCCACUUUUUGCACAAAGUACAUAAUUUUAUAAACCUCGGUCAUGUCUGCUUUUACUCACAUUUUUUUAAAAAACUAAAAAGACUUGGAUGUAAAGGAGAUGUUUUAGCCCCCACUCCACCAUUCUAGUCGUUGUUUUCUUCACUUGUUACAGUUUUACACUGAUUUAUUUGAGAUGUUAUGGCUGGAACUGUACACAGUACACAGUGUGUGGCCGCACCAUAGAGUUGUAGAAAGGCUUUAUAAUACUGGCGGUGAUCCGUUUCGUAAUGAUUGCUAGCAUUAAAAUUGCCUUUUUCAUAGCCUUUUUUCAUAGCUGCUGAAAACUGAGUUGACCUUUUCGCUGAGCUCUCCACCCUAACUCUGGAUCUCGUUCUUGGUUAGGAUUCUUUUGCCCAAAUGCGCAUCGUUUUCUAUAUUUGCUCACGUUUGACUGCAUUUCCCACUUUGUGGCCCAUUCAUCCAGUGUCUGGUAGUGCUUUGAAGCAUGGCAGAUCAGCUGAUCCUUGCACUUCAAAAUGCCAAGGAAGACUCCUUGCAAUCCCCUUCAAAGAUUAGCUGGCUAUGGAGCUCCCCAUGGGGAACUUCGUAGUGCAGCUGAUUCCAGGGAGCUUGAGCUGAGCACCCAUCAGCUGAUAAGAGCUGACUUCAAACUCUGUUUUUCUGCUGUGCCUGGUGGCGAGAGCAACUCAGCUAGGACUGACUGUGCUGUUGGCCAGCCAGCUGACUGUCUGACUGGUGGUGAGAGAAAGUCUCCCUUUCCAGUGUACAGUUGGGAGCACAAUUUAAGGCUCUUUCCUGACUGUGCAUUGGCAGCUGCAUCUGCACCUGCCCCUUUCCUGAGGAUGUCACGUAUGACAUCAGGUGUGGGGCAGGUGGGCAUUGUGUGUGGGUAAACAGCCUUGUGUCCAAAUUGGGAUCUGUGCCAAGCCAGAGAAGGCCUGUGAGCCAGAGAUUCCCAAUCCCUGAUUUAGCCAGGUGGAGGAAGAUCAUUCUUUAUUGGGAACAAAGAAGCUGCUGUUAAAACAUGUUUUGAAGGUGGGAAAGAGUUGCAGUGAGGGUGAGCUACUCAGCGGAGGAGUUUGCUUUAUGGUUUCAUAGCAAUCUAGCAGUGUUUCCACUUCAGAAAAUUUGCUACUGAUGUAUGUUGUGCUCAGUUUUUUCCCUCUCUCUCUCUCUCUUUCCUUCUGCAGAAUGUGAAGCACUGGAAGAUGUCCAAGCUAUUAAUCUUCUCAUCCUGAGCCAAAACUCUUGAUUUUUACCAGCAGGCAACAUUUUAGAAGUUGUCCACUGCUGGCUAUAACAUGGCUGCCGACCUUUUGCUACUGAGCCACAAAAGAAAACACAGGACUCUGAAAUCCUGCUCUGGAUCAUCCUGAGGAGAACAGUGUUAGGUGCGCACAACUCUCUGAUGUUGCGGUGCAACGGUGGCAUGGCUCAGAGGGCCUGGGUCAGCAUGCUCUUCCAGAACCGCAAAGCCCAGCUAUUACUGGUCAACUCCCUGACUUUUGGCUUGGAAGUCUGUCUGGCUGCCGGCAUCACUUACGUGCCACCUCUCUUGUUGGAAGUGGGAGUGGAGGAGAAGUUCAUGACUAUGGUUCUGGGUAGGUGGCAUUAUUCAUGUUAUUGUUAGAUGGCCAUUUUCUGUGUGAGAUCUAGUGUGGUGGAAAAGAAGUCUACAGUAGUCCCUCUAUGUACAAUGCGUGCAACAUGCCCAUUAUUGUUGUAUGUACAGGGAGGGCCUCAAUAUGGUAACGACCCCAGAGGAACUGCCAGGCAGGUUUAAGAGAGAACUAGACAGGUUUUCAGGGAAUAACAUAGCUGUCAACCUUCCUUUUUGCGGGAAAUUCCCUUAUUCCAGCGCCGUUUCCUGCUGCUAUCCCAGAUUGUUAGAUAUCCUGUAGACUGUUCCCGGGACAGGUAAGGCUGCUGAUCCCUUAUUUUAAAUCUGAAAGUUAACAGCUAUGUAAUGGUGAAUUCAUUUUGGAUACCAAACCUGAGGGCUUCUAAGAGUCUGAAUUCCAGGGGGAAGAGAAGAUAGUUUUAAUUGUGCACUGGAAACUGGGGCUUUAUCUGUAGUGAAAUGGAAUCUCUAGAUAUGGUGCACACUGUAAUGCAUGCCCACUUAGUGAAACUUGAGGCCUAGUUUGCAUGUCAUGGUAAGCCACUAACUAUGAGCAGUAGCCAAGGUUUAGUCUGGUUUGGGUGGUACAAGAGGUACAAGACUAAAAAAUAAAUCAGGGAGCAGCAAAGUGGCUGUGCAUCUCUUCCUGGAAGCCUGCAGGUUUGUUUUUUUAAUGCUAUGUUUUUAUGUUGUGACAGUGACUGGCCCUAAGUCACCCAGUGAGCCUCAUGGCUGGGGGGUUGGGGUUGGAGCGCUGCUUUUCCAGGCCAAAGUUUGACUGAGUCUCUCCCCAGAUUAUGUGAGUGAUCUCAUGGGCCUGCAGAGUGACUAUCUUGUCAACUUCUUCCGCCUGAUGAAAUGACGUUCUUUUCCUCCCCUUAAUUCCAGGGAUUGGGCCAGUUCUGGGCCUAGUGUUUGUGCCACUCAUCGGUUCCGCCAGCGACCAAUGGCAUAGCAGCUAUGGCCGCCGCCGGCCUUUCAUCUGGGUCCUGUGUCUGGGAGUUUUACUGAGCCUUCUGAUCAUCCCUCAUGCACAACGACUGGCCAGCCUCAUUGCCUUGGACACCCGCUCCCUGGAGAUCGCCUUCCUUAUAACGGGCAUUGGCCUGCUUGACUUCUGUGGCCAAGUCUGCUUCACCCCUCUGGAGGCUCUCCUCUCCGAUCUCUUCAAGGAGCCUGACAACUGCCGGCAGGCCUUCGCUAUGUACUCUUUCAUGGUUAGCCUGGGAGGCUGCAUUGGGUACCUGCUGCCGGCAAUUGACUGGGACAGUAGCUUCCUGGCUCCUUACCUGGGGAGGCAGGAGGAGUGCCUCUUCAGCCUCCUCACCAUCAUCUUCCUCAGCUGCGUCUUGGCCACUGCCUUUGUCACGGAGGAAGUGGUAGCUCAGGUAGAAGUGCUGGCAGGCCCUGCAAUGAAGGAUUCCUCCAAGUCCCCGCCUCUGGCCUGCUGCUCUUGCUGGCUUCCAAAGAACUUUCUGAGGACCAGGCAUCUGGUCCAGGCCUUCAGGAGCCUGUGCGCCUUAGCCCCACGCCUGCACGGAGUCUGCUGCCGCAUCCCCAAGGUCAUCCGGCAACUUUUCGUGGCCGAGUUCUGCAGCUGGAUGGCCCUCAUGACCUUCAUGCUGUUCUACACGGACUUUGUUGGGGAAGGACUGUAUCAGGGAGUUCCCAGAGCUGAGCCAGGCACAGAAGCCAGGCGACACUACGAUGAAGGUAAUUUGAUUUCUGGGGGGGAUCAAUGCUUUAUGCUUAUGUCCUUCCAUUACAGCAAGUUUCAGCACCUAGACCCUUUGAAUUAUGCAACAGGAAAACUCUUUCUCUUACUUCUGAUAACUUAUGCAAGCAAAGCAGACUUUCAUAAAGUUACCCUUUCUAUUUACUGCAAAUUCUUGGUUCUUGCUCAACGUGGGAUUCUUUGGGAAGGAGGCAGGAAGUGGAGGGAAAGAGGAAUGGGUGGUGGAAUGAGGCCAGCUGGUUUCAGUGUGGUCCUGUGAUAGAGUUGGCUCUAGAUCUGGGAAACCAAGUUCUAAAACCUUAUUCAACAGUGCAGUUGCUGAAUUGCCCUGGGUUAGUGAUCAUCCUUAUAGCCUGAAUUCCCCCACUGUGUUAUAAAGGAAUCUCUUCCCCACCCCAAACAUCUGAAGCCCGGUGUUGUUGUUUUUUUUAAAAAAAGAACUGGGAGACUCAUUGGCCUGUAUAGUCAUUUCUAUGCGUGACGAGAGCAAAGUUGGGCGAUGGGAAAUAUGUGGCCCUCAAGAUGUCCUCUGUCAUUGGCCAUGUUAGUUGGGGCUGAUGGAAGUUGGAGCCCCAACAACAUAAGAAGGGCCACAGGUUCCCUGUUCCUGGUGUAUGUGAUGUGAAAGAGACUUUGGUAAUCUUUUGCAAUAUGGUGCCCUGUGCUAGACCAAAAUUUUGUGCCCCCCCAAAUGGAUCUUUGCAAUUGUAGAUCUUCACAAUUUUGUGUCCUCUCAGCUUGGCAUCUUGUGAGGUGAACCGCCCAUGGCACCCUAAAUCUGGCACCGAUCCUAUGAAACCCCCCUUGGGUGGUGGUAGGGAAAGACAGCUAAGGAGUGUAACUUACCAUUCUCGUUUGUACAGCAGAGUUGCGGGUGUGCCUUGUACAGAGUAAUACCAGACCAGAGUACAACUGAACUAGGUCCACAGUAGGACCAAGUAGAGUAGUAAUGACUGAAUCUUGGACGGAAGUAUAUUUAUUAUCUUGCAAACCAAGACCACUUUUGCAAUGAAGGGGACUGAGCCAGGGACCUCAUAUGUACAAAGCUGUACAGCUUUUUAAUUGCACUUAACUAAAGCAUGAAAUCUAGCUGCCAUCCUCCAACACAUAAAGUCACUCCUAUGGAGCAUAUUCUCUGCUCAGUAAAUUCAUUUGCUGACCUGGGCUCCUUUGGGAAGAAAGAUGGUAUAUCAGAUUAAUAAUGAAUAAGCAAAAUUGCCUUUCGUAAGAGCAGCUUUGGACAUUAUUUUGCCAUGAAAGCUCCCUGUGGAGGUUAAUAAGGAAAUCUGGAGUGUUAGCAUCUCCAAAGGAAUUCAGCAUUUCUUCUGCAGACGUCCUCAAGCUGGUAUUCUCCAGACAUUUUAAACUACAACUCCCAUCAGCUCCAGCUAGAUUCCCUUUUAUGUUGCAUGGACUUUGGAGACCAGCAAGGAGCAAAGCCAGAGAUAGCCAAUGUGCUGCCCUCCAGAUCUUACUGGGGCACAACAGCUAUCAUCACUGGCCACGUUGGCUCUGGCCAAAGGGAGUUGUGGGCAAACAUCACCCAGAGAACACCCGUGGGCAACCCCUGAUCUAUUGCCUCUUCUCCUUAACUUAAAAAGGUGCUUUGGUAAUAGGCUUUCUUGAAUACUUCUGCUAAAGCUACUUGGCCCCUUGCCUACCUGUUGUUCCCAUAUAAUAGUUCAUUUCAAGGUCUGGGUGACCCAGCUUAAAUGUAAGUAAUAUUUAACAUUUAUAUCCUGGUGGUGCCUUUGAGGCUCUGCAGAAUUGGAGGGUCAGUUGUGUACACACAACGAUGCUCAACAAUCUCAGAGCCAUGGCCAAUGUCAAGUUGUUUUAUGGGAAAUGCAUAAAGGAAAGUCCAAGUCUUCAGAGGACAUUGUCCUAUAAAUUAAUAAACAAAUCUUUGGAUGUCUUUAUACUUACCUCCUUAAAUGAACACGUUGACAAAUCCUAUAACUGAAGUCUACUUAGGCCUGAUGACCUUGCAUGUAGGUCAUCUGUUGGUUCUGCCAAGAGGAGUGACAGAUGUCUUCUGGACUCUGUGUUGGCCCUUCCAUUGCUAUUGAAGCAUAUUUCGUUUUUAAUGCAUUCAUAUUUUUAUCCUGCCCACCUCUUAAUUGUGAAAUGGGAACUUCUAUACAGGAACGGCUAAGAAACGCUUCUUAAAAAUUGAUAAGACUGAAAGCUGAACUAGCACUCAAAGCAUUGCAGCUAUUUGCCUUUAUGAACCUGGCUAUCUGGUUUGUCUGGCCCCUGGUUCUUCUCCAUUUCACCCAAUGUACACACGUCUCUUUUCAGGGAUUCGAAUGGGUAGCCUGGGCCUCUUUCUCCAGUGCAUCAUCUCCAUCAUCUUCUCGACAAUCAUGGACCGGAUGGUGAAGCAGUUUGGGACACGAAUGGUCUACCUAGCCAGUGUGGCCUUAUUCCCGCUGAUGGCCAUCAUCAUGUGCUUCUCUCAGAGUGUUGUCAUCGUCACUGUUUCUGCCGCCCUGACAGGCUUCCCUUUCUCAGUGCUGCAGAUCUUGCCGUACACACUGGCAUCGCUUUAUCAUCAUGAAAAACAGGUGGGGAUGUGUAUGUAUAUGUGUGUGAGAGAGAGAACGUCCAGAGAGUCUUGACCAAAGUGGUUUUAAUAGGGCCUAACAAAUAUGUGAGGGACACAGGUGGCGCUGUGGGUUAAACCAUGGAGCCUAGGGCUUGCCGAUCAGAAGGUCGGCAGUUGGAAUCCCCACGAUGGGGUGAGCUCCCGUUGCUCGGUCCCUGCUCCUGCCAACCUAGCAGUUCAAAAGCACGUCAAAGUGCAAGUAGAUAAAUAGGUACCGCUCCGGCGGGAAGGUAAAUGGCAUUUCCGUGCGCUACUCUGGUUCGCCAGAAGUGGCUUAGUCAUGCUGGCCACAUGACCCGGAAACUGUAUGCCAGCUCCCUUGGCCAGUAAAGCGAGAUGAGCGCCGCAACCCCAGAGUCGGUCACGACUGGACCUAAUGGUCAGGGGUCUCUUUACCUUUACCUUUAACAACUAGGUGACUCAUGUCUCUGAGCCAUUUACAUCUUUUUUUGCACCUUCUUUUUUUGCUCCAGUAGUGGUAGUGAAGAUUGAAUAAUCCAUUGGUUUUUAAAGCAGGAGUGGGUAACAUCUGGCCCUCCAGAUGUUUCUGAGCUCCUACUUCCAUCAGCCCUAGCAAGCAAGGACAAUGGUCAGGGAUGAUGGCAGCUGCCUUUUACAGCCAGAUUCUCAAUGACCUUGAUGGGGUGCUUCCAGCCUGGGCAUCAAAUGUGGCCCUCUAUUUCUGUCUAUCAGGACCUUGGGAUUCUCACUUGCCAAAAUCCCCUCCCCAGGCAACACUACCAUUGAUCUUGCUCUGUGCCCUCUGUCUAGAAGGUCACCCUGGAUAUGGGAUAAUAACUCUUGCUUGCUUAAAUGGAGGAGUGUGUAUACAGUCGUACCUUGGAAGUCAAACGGAAUCCAUUUGAAUUCCAAAACAUUCGGAAACCAAGGCGCAGCUUCUGAUUGGCUGCAGGAAGCUCCUACAGCCAGUUGGAAGCUGUGACAGACAUUUGGGUUCCAAAGAAUGUUCACAAACCGGAACAAUCACUUCCAGGUUUGCUGCAUUCGGGAGCCAAAAUGUUCGUCUUGCAAGGCGUUUGACUUCCAAGGUAUGACUGUCUGUGGAAAUCUCUGAAUUUUGUGCUGACAGGAUGUUUACUUAGCUCUGCGUUGGAUGCAAGCCAUAAUCCAGUGUUUUAAUAAUUCUAACUAUAUUACACUCUCACUAUAAUCGUGUUAAACAGUUGUUACAAUGCUUACAUGUCACUGUAUUACCUAAUUGUCGUGCUAUUAAGUGACAUAAUUACAGUAUUGCAUCUUGUUCAGGUUGUGCUGGAGGCAGAUGUCCCCCUCUUGGGAGGAUGUUACUGCUCUCUAAGCUUCUUUCUCCUUUGCCUGUUGUCAACCCUUUGUGUCUAUUUCCUUUGUUUGUUUGUUUUUGCUUUGCCUCUUUUCCCAAGUGAGUUACUCCAUAACAGCUGCUAGCCCAGUGUUGUGAGAGCCUUCAGACUAAACAUCUCUGAAGCUUCAUGCUCACAAGCCGUGUCAGAUACUAUGCUUGAUCUUUGCCAAAAGGCCAAGUAGUGAUACGAGCCACACACUCUGUUGAAUCAUGCUGAAAAUACCAUUGAGCAAGGAACACUAUCAUUUUUUUCUAACUGGUUGACUUCAGGUAGCACCUGUUUGAUGCAGUUGGUGAAACACUCUUAAAAGACACCGUUCCCCCUCCUUCUGUUCUCCAAAUGGUUAUAGAUCUAUUUGGACUUUGGAGUUGGUCUUAGCUGGGGAAAGAUUAUAUUGUCCCUUACUCCUUGCUAUAGAUCCAUGUCCCAACAGACUGAUGCUGCUCACCAACUCAGCUGCCAUCUUCUAUAGUCUGGGUCUUCUUCAAUUUCUGCUAAUGAUGUGUCAAAAGAGAAGUGCUUUGCUGCUGCAGCAGCCACAAAAGUGCUGCCUUCUACAAGGUGUUGCCCUGUACACUCACUGGCCCUGUUUUAACUGCACAGCCCUUAAACAGGUUGUAUUUUCCAUGUGUUUGGAACUGAAGGGAACUCCCGUUUCCAUCAAGCACUGAUCAUUUUCUGCCUAGUUUGUAGCAAAUUUCACAUUCUGUUGCUAUUUUUAGCAUGUUGCAUUAUAUUUUGUAGCAUGUUGCAUUAUUAUAUUUUGCAUUAUAUUUUGUAGCAUGUUGCAUUAUAGCAUCUUACCCUCCCCUCCCCCCUUUCCCCCCCUGUCCAUUUCAGAUAUACUUGCCCAAAUAUAAAAGUAAAGAAGAAGACGCAGCUCAGCUGGAGAAGAAACACGGCUUCCUCAAGAGCCACCUUCCUGGACAAAAAGUGACCUACCAGAAUGGACACGGCGGAAGCCUUUUCUCCCCGCCUGUUUCAGGCUCGGCUCUGUGCGUCAGCUCGCCCUGUGAGGUCUCUCUCAUCAUGAUGGUGGGCGACUCGGACAAGGCAGCAGCAGCAGCAAGCCGAGGCAUCUGUUCGGACUUGGCCAUCCUGGACAGUGCAUUCCUCCUUUCUCAGGUCAUCCCCUCCCUCCUCAUGGGCUCCCUUGUCCAGUUCACGCAGUCCGUCACCGCUUACAUGGCAUCAGCUACUGGCUUUGGGCUGGUGGCCAUUUACUUUGCAACCAAAGUGAUCUUUGACAAGAGUGACAUGGCCAAGUACUCUGUGUAGGAGGGGGAUAUGCUGCCAAGGGAAUUUCGCACAUUGAAACGGGUCAGGUGGUGCACAUUGCGGCCUCUUUCUCCCUGCCAGGUUGUGCUGUAAUGAGACGUGCAAAAAAACAGAAAAAAAAAGAAACCCGGCUCCCUCUGGUUGAAGGAAAAGCAGUGCUAGGCUGAUCUCAGGGUAUCUAACGAAAGGGAGUCUGGUUUACUGUUGUCUGUUUCUCCCUAAUGCCUUCAUUGAAGUGCCUCUGCACAGAAGCCCGCAGCAGACGCUUGCGGGUGUGAAAAGUAAAACACCAUCCUUUCUGCAGCAGGGUACUUGCUCUGAUAGCUUUGUCUCAUGGCAUGGCGGGAUGGUGACACAGUUCAGGAAGGGACCAAAGCUGUAACUAACCUCACUUCUUAAGCCCCUGCUCACACCAUUGCAAAUGGGAAGGGGGUGGGCGCUGAGAUGCACUUGCUGGACUCUCUCUCCAGAGCUGUGUGGCCUGCCAGCCCCAACCCCACGCUGUCUGAAGCAAGGGAGCCUGCUUGGCAUGAGCAGGCUUUCAGCAGGAUUCAUUAACAUUGCAGGCCCUGUGCUUCAGACAUGGACACAAUUGCCCUCGCAAGCCAAUAGGACUUUAGUUGUGCCUUUAAUACAUUGCUGUUGCUUGGUCUUCAUGUGGGAAUACUGAGUCGUCACGCCUAUGUAACAUAACAUUUUGGGUAUUGGUGUGAACCGGGGGGCGGGAUUUGUGAAGGAGAUUGCGGAUGGGCACAUCUGUAGAAACAACCCCUUCCCCAUAGUAGCUGUUCCAGAUGUGCUGCAGGUCGGAACCCGAGAUCAAGGUGGUAUAAAUAAGCUGAGCAGGGCUCCGUAGGAGGGGGCUUGUUUAGCAGAGGAUGCUGCGGUUGAGCUGGCGGCAAGUCUGCAGUGGCGUGACGGAAAUUAAAACCUUGGUCAUCAUCCGAUACUUUCCCCUGUGUAUGCCCCAAAUAGAGCUUGCUGUUUGUGCAAACAGAGAGGCUCGCAUAAACGUAGCUUGAAGAACAUGCUCCUCUGGGGGACCUGGCUUUAAGUGACUGACUGGCGCAGACACAUUACACUACCUUCCACUGUGCAGUCCUGAAAAAAAGAGGCCUAGUGUGCCAGCAAGGUUGAAAAAAUAAAAGCCUUGCUCCUGUUAAGGUGAUGUGGCCAGCCUGGUUGUGCUAAAGGGCUCUGUGUUGUUGUUUUUUAAAGCACACCACCCAACUGUGUUUUUGUAUACCACAAGGCAGAGGUUUUUUCCAGUGUGUGAUCCAGUAUUUCUACCACCCAGAUAGUGUAGAGGCUCUCCCUAGGUUGAGCAAGCUAUGCAAAGCAAACUGCUCUCUUUUGAAACAUAUUCUGUAGCUGUUGUCGCUGCUGCCAAGCAGUUUUCAAUGAGCCGUUUGCAGAGCACCAUGCAGUGCAGGCAGUUGUAACUUGGAGAGUGUGGAAAUUGCACAUCCAGUACCGAAAAAGAUCAGGGAAUGUAAAACUCUGUGAUUGAGAAGCCAAACCUCUUCCCCCAAAGUAAGAUACCCUGUCCUAUUGGGUUCAAGAAAUUUGAACGACAAAACGUUGCUGUAACUAGCUCAGGACCAAACUUGAUAUGAUGUUAAUUAUGUGAAUUCAAUUAAGGUGCACUUUUUGGGGGGUGGAGUGGGUGGGAUUAUAUUACUAGCAGCCUCAAAGAAGCCUGUACAGUCUCUGGAGGGACCACUGUCUCUCUCCCUGCUGUGGUCCUAACAAAAAUUACCCCUCUAAAGCUCCUAUUUGUAUGUCAGCAGAAACCUCUACUGGUGCCACAGGGAGCCUCCACCGGCACCAAAAACAAAUUGCUAGGACAGGAGAAAAGCAUCCUGUUCUCCCAGUUGUCUACCAGAUGCCCACAGGAAGCCUGAAAACAUGACUUGAGCGCAGUAGCACUCUUUCCUUAUACUGGCCACCCCUGGGAGUUGUAGUUCAGGGCCAAAGUUCAGGGCCAAAGUAGGAACGUGUCAACCAGAGCGAAGGGGACAUUUUCUUUAAUUUGCCUCUUCCACAUUCUUACUCAGCCUAUGGACUCGUCUAGUUGCUCUUGGCCUUGAACUAACAGAAAUGAACGGAGCGACGGCUUUCACCAGUUUGGGAGGAUGGGAGGGCUUAUCUUACUAGCAGCAACCCUCCCAACACCUGUGACACCUCUCCUCUCACAGCUAUUCUACAAACCCUCUAGGGCAGCGGUUCUCAACCUGUGGGUCCCCAGAUGUUGUUCGACUACAACUCCCAUCAUCCCUGAGUUCUGGCCUUGCUAGCUAGGGGUGAUGGGAGUUGUAGUUCAACAACACCUGGGGACCCACAGGUUGAGAAAGGCUGCUCUAGGGGAUCAUUGUUGAUGGCUUAGCAACCCAGCAUCUAGGUCAGGAAUUUUCAGUCUUUUGAAAUCAAGGAUCCACCUUAAGCCCAAAUGUGCAACGGAGGACCCACUCCUUAACAUUUUCCCAUUGCACUUGGUUCUGCUGCUGUCAUGACCCACCUUAGUUCAGGCUGUGACCCAGGAGUGAGUCCCAACCCACCAGCUGAAGACUAGGAAGUUGAGGAAAUGCGAGUGGUGCUAGCCAGGAAGCAGGUUUAGAGGACGAGCGCAAGCUGGGAAGUGGGAGAGGCUCCACUCCAUCUCCAGUGUCAGGGGAGGGGUGUGUAUGUGUGUGUAAGAUGCGCCCACAACACUGUCUGGUGCGCCCCUUCUAAGAAGAAUGGCAUGCUGUUACUGGGCAAGUAAGGGUGACGACUGUGCUUGGAAACUGGCAUGAGUACAAACUGGAAUAAAUCAGAUCAAGCUUUCCUCUUGGGGAAUUGUGCAUUAUGGGUGUGGUCCAAGUGAUGGUUAUAGAUUACCAUGUAGAAAAAAGUUUGAAGCUAUUUGUACUUGAGGACACUGGCAUCUGCAGCUAACGGGAGAGCCAAGGGCUUGAGGGAUGGGUUUAGAUGUGGGGGCCAUAAGGGCUGAGUCGAAUAUCCCAAGUAGAGCUUGUCGCCCAAAACCUAAGCUUGAGCCAAAAUGAUACCUAAAAGCAGAGUCUUGCACUCUUGAGCACUUGCAAGUAUAUCAGAUACGGGGACUAGAGAAAUGUCACUUGUGCCUGUACUCUGCAAUAUGAAACUUUGAAGCUGUGUGCCAUCCUCUUUGAGCCUCUUAAUUUCCUGUUUCCUGGAAGCAAUGAAAUUUCUGUGGUUGUGCAGCUGGGAAAGAAUAUUUUGAAACUUAAAUCUGCCCAGGCUGCUGCUUUCUACCAUAUUUUUUUUGCAUCUUAAUUUGGGAGGGAAGAGAAUGUUGCUGCUUCUAACCCUGCCCCAAGAUGGAUUAGAAGAAUUUUACAGUUGGAAAGGACACUGCCUAGUCCAACACUGUCCAGUGCAGGAAUCUUGCACUGCUGCAUCCCUGGCAGAAGGUUGCUCAGUCUCUGCUUAAAUGCUUCCUAUGAGGGAGACCUCUCUACCUCCCAGUCUGUUCUGAGCAUCCACCAGCUCCAGUGAUCUGCAGUGUUGUAUUCGGCAAUCACCCACAAACCUUCAUCCCCUAGCAAGUAGCCAGCUCUAAAUAAGCACGGUUGUUAGGAACGCUCUCUUUUUACACUUGAUAUGGAUCACUGAAGAAUCUAUCCAGCCAUCGGGCAACGGAUGGACACAUCCCUACUAUUGCUGUAUGGCCAGUAUUAGCUCAGAUACAUAUGGGGUCCAUUUUGCAAGCUUUCUUAGAGAUCAGCUGAGUGGCAAGUUCUGACUCCUAUGUUACUGAUGUGCUUCAUCUGUCCCCCCCCCCUCCAGCUUUAUUUAAAGGGAAUUUAUUAUCAUUGUUUGGGCCAGUGAUUGGGUGGUGCCUUUACUUCUCAACAAGAGAUUCCUUUGGAUCAUUUGUUUUGGGGGAAUGUAUUUCCCAUUCUGUGUCUUGCAAAGCACUGUCUGCAAACAAAUUGUGAUUCUAUUUAUUUAGGGAAGUAAAUAUUUUGUACAGUUUAUGUGCAGGGGGUAUUAAAAUUUAUUAAGGAGUGGAAACCUUUA
This is a messenger RNA of Podarcis lilfordi (Lilford's wall lizard), 43525 nucleotides long. The record is from the annotation of a GenBank genome assembly. Lineage: Eukaryota; Metazoa; Chordata; Lepidosauria; Squamata; Lacertidae.